CUUGUUUUAACUGUGGUUCAUGUAACCAGACUUGACCCUCAUAUUUGUGUACGUUUGCUACAAUAUUUUCAAAUGUCUUGCCUCUAGUGCUGGCGUAUGGGUGUUAUUCGCCAACUGAGCCAUACAACAAGAGGAAGAAGAUUUUCAAAUGUCUAUGUAAUUUCGGAUUCAACAAUGUUGACGAAGGGUUGACGUAUUGUAUAACGUACAAGAUAGGGUUUGAAGAGGAAUUACAGCGUUGAUACUUAAGAUUGCCAGUUUAUUGCGUUUCGUGCGAACAGAAAGCUUCGAGAAUGGUCUGCGAAAAGUGCCAACAGAAAUUGGGUAAGGUUAUUACCCCGGAUCCUUGGAAAACGGGCGCGAGGAACACGGUGGAAAGCGGAGGUCGCAAGGUGGGAGAAAACAAGGCUCUUUCCGCAGGAAAGGCACGAUUCAACCCGUACACGACGAAGUUCGAGAUUUGCAGGAUAUGCAGGCAGAAAGUACACCAAGUAGGAUCUCACUACUGUCAGUCGUGCGCGUAUAAAAAAGCCAUAUGCGCUAUGUGUGGCAAAAAACUAAUGAGUACAAAGAAUUACAAACAAUCAGCUACCUAAUUUCUAUGAUAAUUUUGUACAGUUAAAGCAGUUAAGUAAUAUAUAUGUGUAUACAUAUAUAUGUUUAUUUUAGAUAUGGAAAUUUUAUUGCAGAAGUAUAACAUUUUUAGCAUUCGUUUCUGAAUCACAUAACAGCUGCGUAAAAUGUUCUUAAUAUUUAUUUCUGCAAUUUCUAUUCUAUCGUGUUUUCAAUAUAAUAUUGAAUUAUUAUCACUUGUUUAUUUCUUCAUUAAAACGGUUAUACAAAAUAUCUUUCCAAAAGAAACGCCUUUACUAAAAAUGUUAUAGGUACUUCUACAAAACUUCUACAAUAAAAUUUUCUUGCUUACUUGAUAAAACACACUAUGUAUCUAAACUUUUUUUGGAAAUGUAGACGCACAACAUUCAUCAUUUACAUCAAAGUUAAUUAUUAUUCCUUUAUUUUUCAUUAACUCGUAAGUAUCUAUGUGGUGCGUUAUGAUAUGUUAAUGGUAAAUGAUCACACAAUAUAUCGAUCACAAAAAUAUUAUCGAGCUCCUAAAAGCAGGCUUAUUGAUAAAGAGUAUAAUGAUAAUGAUAAAAAUUAAUAAGAAAGUAUCAUAAUCAGAAAAUUGAAUACAAGAGAAAAUUCUGUCGAUUUUUUAUAAACACAACAAAUUUAGUAUAUUGUCUAUAGCUUAUAACAAAAAUAGUAAACAGAACUAAAAAGAAAUUAAAGAUAUGUUAUAUGAGAAUUUAAUCCAUAUAUUUCACAAUAAAAUUACACACAUAUCUUCCAAGGGUAUCGUCUCAGGUGAGGGAAUCUGUACACAAAAGAGAAACGAUGUAAUAAAAAUUGUUACAGAUAUAUGUUCUGUAUCACGCAAUAUGUAAGUUUAUGUAACUGUGAUAUUAAUAAUAUCGAUUAAAUACUA
Messenger RNA from Ooceraea biroi (clonal raider ant), 1489 nucleotides. Its product is annotated as cysteine-rich PDZ-binding protein. The record is from RefSeq and is a predicted model, not a curated record. Gene Ontology annotation, molecular function: microtubule binding; PDZ domain binding. Gene Ontology annotation, biological process: cytoplasmic microtubule organization. NCBI's taxonomy places the organism in Eukaryota, Metazoa, Arthropoda, Insecta, Hymenoptera, Formicidae. Gene Ontology annotation, cellular component: dendrite.